GUGCCUUACUCAGCACCCAGUCCUCCCCACACUAGCGCCGGCCUGGGGACUGGGGCUGUAAUGCGCCUCCCAUUCUCCUCCAGCUUCACAGCCCUCCACGCCCUUGAACUUUGCGCUGUGUGAAGGCUCGGACUUACGGUGCAGUGGAUUCCCCACCCCCACCCCCAGUCGGCUAGGGAAAGCCCCUGCCGAAUGGGGAAGAAAGGGGACAAGUGGGGAGAGCCCGGGCCCAGCUGGGGAGAGCCCGGCCGGCCGGGGCCCGGGAUGGUCGAUUAAAAGCCGAGUCGAGCCGAACCGAGCUGGACCGGCCCAGACCGGCUCAGGGGACCCGGAUCAUGACCAAGGGCAGCUUUUGGGCCCCGCUACUCUUCUGCCUCCUGCAGAUGGCACCAGGGAGCCCAAAGUUGGCCCGUCCACAAAAUGUGACUCUCCUUUUCCGCAACUUCAGUGUAUACCUGACGUGGCUCCCAGGACCCAACUAUCCUCCCAAUGUGACUUAUGAAGUGAGGUAUCAGAGCUUUGAAAAUGUGGAACGUUGGAAAAAGGUCAAACACUGUAUGGGGAUUACCAUGGAGGAAUGUGAUGUCACCUGCUUGAAGCAUCAGAGUCUACACAUCAAAUAUAAGGGCCGAGUCAGGGCAAUGGCUUCUGGGACUUUCUCCCUGUGGGCAGAAUCUCCCAAGUACUUGGAUUAUUUAUUUGAUGUGGAACCAGCCCCACCCACACUGACCUGGAUACGGAACAAGGAGACCUUAAGCAUCAAUGCUACCUAUGAGUUGCCUCCUUGUGUAGGCCCCAUGAACCUGAAAUACGAGGUGGAAUUCUGGAAGGAAGGGAGCCCAAACAAGACGAGGUCCCAGGCCACACUCCAUGGGAUGGAGGUGAAGAUCAGGCUUCCCUCAGAUUCCACUGGGUGCUACUGUCUGAGCGCACGGACACUCUAUUUAUUAAUCACCCCCAAGUACAGCAACUUCUCCCAACCAAGCUGUUUCCGGCUGGACACCCCAGGAACCCAACUAAGAAUGCAGGUGUUGUUGCUGCUAUUUUUCCUGGCUGUUAUUAUCUUUCUGGCCUGGAUGUGCCUCCUGAAGAACAUCUAUUUCCAGCCGGCAAAGAUGCCUCUAAACUUGGACUUUUCUGGGUACACAUGCCCUGUGAAAACCUUGAACCUGAACAAACAAGAGUCCUUAAGCAACCUGUCCGUCUGCCCUAAGAAUAAUUUGAGGCAGGGAAGAAGACCAUACGCAGGAUCCAGGAGUCCAGGCGUCCCACAGCCAUCAGAAGUGGAGGUCCAUGAGCCUGAGGAUGAGAGUGAAGAGGAAGAAUCUGAGGAUGACAGUGGAACCUUUGAACCUUACCUUGGAGUUGCUCCCCUAAAGGACUUGCUGACUGGAACGAAGGAAGCAGAGAGACACACACACAGUUUACAAUCUGCAGGGUCCUUGACCUAUGAUCCGGGGAGUGAUUUCUCUCCAGUUAUGGACACUUCGGACAGUGGAAAUGUGUCUGACUCUUUCUGGGGAGAAUCAGGGAGCAUGAGCUGUUUGAUGGAGGCUGGCCUUGGUGGGGCUGACCUAUCUCUACCUUCCCUCACAUUCCUGGAGGAGUCAAAGGUUAUUGAAGACCCUUCAGGGUAUAGUUUGUAUUCCAGAGACUCUUUGGAGCCCUCCUCACCUGGGCUGAUGAUCCUCCCUGAAGUGCCUCUGGUUUCUCUGAAUUCCUUGAUAAUUACCAUGGACAGAGGAGCCCAGGAUGGGUCUAAGGAAGAGAGGGAUUGUUUUAUGGAGGGGGAAGAGGAGGAAGAGGAGGAAGAGGAGGAAGAGGAAGAGGAAAUGGUUGAUGGCAAUGAAAUGGAGGGCCUCUGGAGUGAGUAUCCCAAGAGAUCUAAGAUCACAGAUUACCAACAUAUACCCUAUAGGCUUCGUUGAGUCAGUCACCACUUUCUCUUGCCAAAAAACCUCUCUCAGUCUCGACUUUCUUCAGAAUUUUUCCUCAGUUUCUCCCAGGUCCUGAGGGGCCACUGGAUACUUCAAAAUACUCCCAAGAUUAACUCUUCAGUAUUUGUGGGAUAACCACACUGCUUCUGAAACCCAUCCUGGAAAAUGAUUUUUCAGUUGUGUUAAAUGGGAAGGAAAAUAUCCAAAUGGACCUGGAUUCAAAUCCCAACAAUAUCACCAUCUGUGUGCUCUUGGCAAGGCUUCAGUGGGCCCCAGUUUCCUCAUCUGUAAAAUAAGGAGGAAUAUGGUUGGACUAGAUGACUUUUAGGGUCCCUACCUGCUUUCAAACUAAGAUCUAUGAUCUGGUGCUCAAGAUUUAAAGAUAGCUGUGACCAUUUAGUUCAGUUUUUUCAUUUGACAAAGAAGGAAACUGAGGCUCCCAGAUACCUCAUGCUACAGAGAAAAGACAUCUGGACCUGGAGUAAGAACAUCAAAGUUCUGGUCACUGGGAGUCUCUGAGGUCCUAGGCAAAUCACCCUUGGGGUCUCAGUUUCUUGAUCAGCAGAAUUCAAUUUAAUUCAACAAUUAUUCAAGGGUUUGCUUUUUUGCAAAGUGCCAUACCAAGAAUCAGAGAUAUAAAAACAAAAAUGAAAGUCUCAGACCUCAAAGAGUUUCCAUUUUUGGGGGAAUACAAAGAACCCGUAUGGCAAGCAUGUUCACGCUUAUGGUGGAUGGAAUCUGAGCUGUGCUUUGGUGGAAUCUCAGAAUUCCAAGAGGCAGAGCAAGGAGCAUGGGGGCAGCUUGUGCAAGGACCAUUCACCACAGGCUACUGAGGCACAGGCCAUGCCAGGGUGACUAUGAACAUAGUGAAGAGAAUGCUUUGUAAACCUUACAUGCCUAAUGGAAGUAUGAGGAGGUCUUGGUGUUGUUGGGAGGGUUUUGUUUUAUUUGUGUAUAUAUGUGUGUGGGGUGUAUAUAUACAUAUAUGUAUAUAUAUUUAUUAUUUAUUUUUUAAAAACCCUUUUCUUCUUAAAGUUUGAGUUUCAGAUUCUUUACCUCCCUCCCUCCUGUUUCUUCCCCAUCUACUGAGAAGCAAAUACUAUAUCAAUUAUGUUUGUAACAUCAUGUAAAAUACAUUUGUAUAUUAACCAUAAUGCAAACAAAGAGAAAGAAAGAAAGAAAGAAAGAAAGAAAGAAAGAAAGAAAGAAAGAAAGAAAGAAAGAAAGAAAGAAAGAAAGAAAGAAAGAAAGAAAGAAAGAAAGAAAGAAAGAAGGGAGGAAGGGAGGGAGGGAAGGAAGGAAAGAAGGAAGGAAGGAAGGAAGGAAGAAGAAAGGAAGGAAGAAGAAAGAGAGGGAUAAAAAGAGGAAGAAAGAAGGAAAAAAGAUGGAGGGAAUGAGGAAGGAAAGAAGAAAGGAAGAAAGGAAAGGAAGAAGGAAAGGAGGAGUAGAGGGAGGAAAAAAAAGAGAGAAUAUAAAAUUCAAUUUACACUCAGAAUUCUUCAGUUCUUUCUUUGAAGGUAAAUUUUUUAUUUUAUUUUAUUUUAUUUUUUUGCUGAGGCAAUUGGGAUUAAGUGAUUGCCCAGCGUAUAUAAUACAGAUAGGAAGUAUUAAGUGUCUGAGAUCAUAUUUGAACUCAGUUUCUCUUGACUUUAGGGCUGGUGCUCUAUCCAUUGCACCACUUAGCUGCCCCAUAGCAUUUUUUUUUUCAUCAAAAGACCUUUGGAUUUGUCUUGCACAAUAGUCAAUGACCAGAUAUAUAUAUAAUCUGGUGUUUGAUAAAUCCAAAGAUUCAAGUUUUUGGAAUAAGAAUUCACUAUUUCAUUAUUGUUUGAUAAGAAAUGACCAGCAGGAUGAACUUUUAAAGCAGGUGCAAGUCACAUUAGAUAGGAAUGUUAUUUUCUUCUUGAGAGAGCCAGAAGCACCCUGGCUGAUCUGGAUCCAAUUCUAGCUCCUCUACUUCAUAGCUCAUUUCACUUCUCUGUGCCUUAGUUUCCCCAUCUUCAUUCUGGCUUACAUGAACUGAUGCCAAGUGAAAUGAGCAGGACAAGGAGAUCAUUAUAUACUUCAACCACAAUACUGUAUGAUGAUCAAUUCUGAUGGACGUGGCCCUCUUCAACAAUGAGAUGAACCAAAUCAGUUCCAAUAGAGCAGUAAUAAACUGAACCAGCUACACCCAGCAAAAGAACUCUGGGAGAUGACUAUGAAUCACUACAUAGAAUUCCCAGUCCCUCUAUUUUUGUCCGCCUGCAUUUUUUAUUUCCUUCACAGGCUAAUUGUACACUAUUUCAAAGUUUGAUUCUUUUUGUACAGCAAAAUAACUGUUUGGACAUGUAUACAUAUAUUGUAUUUAACUUAUACUUUAACAUAUUUAACAUGUAUUGGUCAACUUGCCAUCUGGGGGAAGGGGUGAGGGGAAGGAGGGGAAAAAUUGGAACAAAAGGUUUUGCAAUUGUCAAUGCUGUAAAAUUACCCAUGCAUAUAACUUGUAAAUAAAAAGCUAUAAUUAUCCUUAAAAAAAAAGGAAUUCACUAUUUCACAAAAAUUGCUGGGAAAAAAUUGGAAAUUAGUGUGGCAGAAAACCAGGCAAUGACCAACAUCUAACAUCCUAGACCAAAAUAAAAUCAAAAAGGGUUCAUGAUUUAGACAUGAAGUUAAUGCUUUAAACAAAUUAGGAGAACAAGGGAGAGUCCCAGAAUUGUUUUGGAUCCUUGUUUUAAUUGGAGCAGCCAAACCUUUCACAGUUGAUCCUCAUUACAACAUUGCUGCUCCUGUGCACAAUGAUCUCUCAGUUCUUCUCGUCAUGUUGCAUUAGUACAUCUAGAUCUUGCCAUGUUUUUUCUGAAACUAAUAAUUCAUCAUUUCUUAUGGCACAGUAGGAUUCCAUCACUAUCAUAUGCUACAAUUUGUUCAGUCAUUCCCUGUUUCGUGGGCAUUCCCUUAAUUUCUAAUUCUUUGCCACCACAAAAAAAAGUUAUUAUAAAUAUCUGUGUACAUAUAGGUUCUUUCCCCUUUUCUUUGAUCUCUUCGGAGGUACCGACCUAGUAGUGAUAUUGCUGGAUCAAAGGGAGUGUGCAGUUUUAUAGCCCUUUGGAAAUGUUCCAGAUUGUUCUCCAGAAUGGUUGGACCAGUUCACUAUUCCACCAACAGUUCAUUAAUGUGCCUGUUUUCCUUCAUCCCUU
Antechinus flavipes (yellow-footed antechinus) is the source of this 5116-nucleotide messenger RNA. RefSeq names its product interferon lambda receptor 1 (gene IFNLR1). The transcript is spliced from 7 exons. NCBI's taxonomy places the organism in Eukaryota, Metazoa, Chordata, Mammalia, Dasyuromorphia, Dasyuridae. Bases 336 to 1928 code for a protein of 530 amino acids. The record is from RefSeq and is a predicted model, not a curated record. Gene Ontology annotation, molecular function: protein binding.